CUUGCAAUUGCUUUCUUUUUAGUAGUUUCCAUUUUGGAGUUCCUUUUCAUUUCCCUUUUUUCAACUCAAAUCAUUACUAGUACUUCACAUUCAGUCACAGCAAUCACUUAUUGACUACUACUAUUUGGGGUUAAGCAACACUAGACUACAAUACAAAUUUGGCAGGUGUGAGAUUUUGAGCUAAGAUCAUGCAACGUUGACUCGUUGACUUUAGCAGCUUUUUCAGAUUCUUGAAAAGAUUUAUUAUGCUUUUUCUUCUGGUAUUUGCCCUGUUUAGGGAAAGUGGGUAGCUUAAAGAUAGAUUCUUGAUGCUGUUAAUAAGAAAAGGGUGCUGAAAAACAGUGAAAUUUUCAAUUCUCUCAUUCUCAACUACUCAGUUCAAGCAUAUUUUCUGAGGCUGUGGGCUAAGAACACAUAGCGUUGACUUAUUGACUUUAGCAAUUUUGCCUGAUUUCUUGAGGGAUGAAUUUUUGCUAGUAAAUUACCAAGAUUAAGUUGGACUAAAUGGAGAGCGGAAACGAGCUUUCGUCAUCCUUGAGUUUUGCUUCAUCUUCUUAUGUAUCGAACGGUUGCAGUAGCCCCCAAGAACCAGGACCAAAUCUUGAUCUUUUGAGUAAUCUAAGUGGCAGUCUUGAGAAACUCCUGCUUAAUCCUGAAUAUGACUACAGCGAUGCAGAAGUAGUCGUUGAGGGGAUUAGUGUUGGCGUUAAUCGCUGUAUCUUAGCUGCACGAAGUCAGUUUUUCCACGAAACGUUUAAGAAGCACAAUGAGAAUACCUCAAAAGAUGAAAAGCCUAAGUAUUUGCUUAAGGAUUUGGUGCCUUUUGCCUCAAUUGGCUAUGAAGUAUUCUCGGUCUUCCUGAAUUAUUUGUAUACCGGAAAGAUUAAACCUUCUCCUCCAGAAGUUUCAACUUGUGUUGAUAAUGUGUGCGCUCAUGAUGCUUGUCGCCCUGCCAUUAAUUAUUUCAUGGAACUCAUGUAUGCUUCAUCCACCUUUCAAAUCAACGAACUCAUUAUGGUUGUAGAGCGCCGUCUUGUCAACUUCAUCGAUAAGGCUACUCCAGAGGAUGUAAUUCCCAUACUUUUAGUUGCCUUUCACUGCUCAUCUAACCAGCUUCUUGAGCACUGCAUCCAGAGAGUGACACGAUCCGAUCUAGACAAUGCUACUCUUGAGAAAGAACUCCCUCAUGAAGUUUUGACUGACAUAAAAACAAGGCGCCUCAAGUCUCGACAAGAACUUGAACAUGAUUCGAUAGAAGUGGACUCCUUGAGUGAAAAGAGAAUUAGGAGGAUUCUGAAGGCUCUGGAAUCCGACGACAUUGAAUUGCUUAAGUUACUUCUUGAAGAGUCUAAUGUCACUUUAGACGAUGCUUGUGCUCUUCAUUACGCAGCUGCCUAUUGUAACUCCAAGGUUGUGAAUGAGGUCCUCGAGCUGGAUUUAGCUGAUGUCAAUCUUCAGAAUUCCCGAGGAUAUAACGUCCUUCACAUUGCUGCUAGACGAAAGGAGCCAUCAAUAAUAAUGGGACUACUCGAAAAAGGAGCAUCUGUCUUGAAUACUACACGGGAUGGAAACACAGCACUAUCAAUCUGUCGGAGAUUGACUCGGCCAAAGGAUUAUAAUGAGCCAACGAAGCAAGGGAAAGAAACUAAUAAGGACCGCAUAUGCAUUGAUAUUUUGGAGAGAGAGACGAUUAGGAAUCCUAUGGUUGGGAUCAUGUCUUCGUCAUCAUUGGUGUUGGCUGAUGAAUUACUCAUGAGGUUGCUUUUAUUUGAAAAUAGAGUGGCAUUGGCGCGAAUGUUAUUUCCUCAUGAAGCCAAGCUAGCUAUGGAAAAAGCACAUGCUAAUUCGACGUUGGAGUUUACUGGAAUUUCAGCAACAAAUGGCUUAUCUAGAAAUCUGAGAGGGGUUGACUUGAAUGAAUUACCAUCUGAGCAAGUGAAAAGACUCCAAGAACGGCUGUGCGCACUGCAAAAAACAGUGGAGACAGGUCAACGUUUCUUCCCUAAUUGCUCCGAGGUUUUAGAUAGAUUACUAGAGGACGACUUGCUAGAUUCCUUAACGUUGGAAAGAGGCACCGCUGAAGAACAAAGAUUAAAGAAGAUGCGAUACACAGAACUCAAGGAUGAUGUUAUGAAGGCAUUCAACAAAGACAAAGCUGAAAAGUAUUGGGAAGGCUUCUCUGCAUCUUCCUCCUCCUCAUCGUCCCCAAAGACUAGAGUUAGCCACAAGAUUAGGAAGAACUUGUUUAAGGGCAGCCCGAUGCACUAAACUCACGUGAUGCGCGGGGUUCUAAAAAGGGCCGGACCACAAGGGUCUAUUGCACGCAGCCUUACCCUACAUUUCUGCAAGAGGCUGUUUCUACGGUUCGUACCUGUGGCCUCCUAGUCACAUGACAACAACAUUACUAGUUACGCCAAGGCUCCCCUUCUUUUGGUAUCUUUUACAAUUGUUUGUAAAGAAGAAAUUGUAUAAGUAACAUCUGCAUACAAUUUAGGUAAUCACAUUGUAGUAAGGUAUAAUGGUAUAUAGGGGAGGGGAUUGAUUGUGGGGGUGGGAGAAAGAGGAAUAAAAGUAGGUAAAGGAAUUAUUUUUGUUUCUUGUUUUCCUAUGUAACAUC
Nicotiana tabacum (common tobacco) is the source of this 2617-nucleotide messenger RNA. The record is from RefSeq and is a predicted model, not a curated record. NCBI's taxonomy places the organism in Eukaryota, Viridiplantae, Streptophyta, Magnoliopsida, Solanales, Solanaceae.